AUGCGUCCCAGUCUUCAAAUGCUGCCACUGAGGUGGCAACAGCUUCUGUCAAAACCAGCUGUGUCGGCAGCAUCGCCCCUGUCAUCCCUCCUACCGCAAUUCCAGCAACAGAGCCGCAAUGCACACAUUUUAGCGUCGUUGUCCGAUACUCCGGGGGCGUACAAUAAGAGAAUUAGAAGAGGUCGUGGUCCGGCGUCCGGUAAGGGUAAGACCUCCGGACGUGGUCACAAGGGUCAAAAGCAGCAUGGAAAAGUCCCCGCAGGGUUCAAUGGUGGACAGACGCCGGAGAUUGUGGUGCACGGUGAGCGUGGGUUCAACAACGUUUUCGCUCUCGACCUCGCACCCGCCAACCUCGACCGCAUCCAGGAAUGGAUUGACCAAGGCCGCAUCGACCCAACCCGCCCCAUCACCAUCCGCGAACUGGCCAAAUCUCGCUGCAUCCACCAGACCAAGGACGGCGUGAAGCUUCUCGGCCGCGGCGUAUCAGCCGAAGGCGGCAACGUCCUCAAGCAACCCAUUCACAUCGUCGUCUCGCGCGCCUCCGCCAGCGCCAUCGCUGCCGUCGAGGCCGCCGGCGGCUCCGUGACAACAAGAUUCUAUACGCGCUCCGCCAUAGCCCGCAUCAUGAAGCGUGAGACACACCCGUUCGUCUCGACCGCGUGGUCGCCCGAAAGCGGCAGCGACGCCCUCCUCAAGGCCGCCGGCCUCGAGGCCCAGGAUCUCACCGAGUCAAAUAUCAUGCGCGAAAUGGGCUACAAGUACCGGCUCCCUGACCCCACUAAGCGUCGGGAUAUCGAGUACUACCGUGACCCGGCCCACCGGGGGUAUCUGAGCCAUCUGCUCAAACCCUCCGAGGGACCCAGUUUGUUCUUCCGCUCGCCGGCGGAGCGCAAGUCGUCUGCUGGCGUCAAGAAGGAGAAGGUGCUACCGGAGAACAGGCUUUGGUAG
This is a messenger RNA of Aspergillus lentulus, 948 nucleotides long. RefSeq names its product mitochondrial 54S ribosomal protein uL15m. The record is from RefSeq and is a predicted model, not a curated record. Gene Ontology annotation, biological process: translation. NCBI's taxonomy places the organism in Eukaryota, Fungi, Ascomycota, Eurotiomycetes, Eurotiales, Aspergillaceae. Gene Ontology annotation, cellular component: mitochondrial large ribosomal subunit. Gene Ontology annotation, molecular function: structural constituent of ribosome.